AUGGCCUGCAAGAAGUGUUCAAACAAGUGGACCAUUGCCAGUAUUGCCAGUGUGAUCCUGGUGUGUGUCAUCGGGUUGGUCCUAUGCUUCACGCUGCUGGAGGACCCCCAGCCAGGCUGUGAACAGGAUGCAGUUUGCCGCCCCGGUGCAGACAUGCUGGACUACUUGCUGAGCCUGGGCCAGAUCAGUCAACGGGAUGGCCUGCUGGUCACCUGGUACCAUGCUGCCAACAGCCAGAAGGACAUGAGGGCUGCCCUGGAGAGCAACAUCAUGAUCCUGGAGGCAGAUGUCAACAUAGAAGGGCUCAACACAGCCAAUGAGACAGGGGUCCCCAUCAUGGCGCACCCCCCAGCCAUCUACAGUGACAACACCCUGCAGCAGUGGCUAGAGGCUGUGCUGUCCUCUUCCCAGAAGGGUAUCAAGCUAGACUUCAAGAGUCUUAAGGCCGUGGCACCCUCCCUGGAUCUCCUGCGGCGGCUGACAGAGAAUGGGAAAGUCCGGAGGCCUGUGUGGGUCAACGCUGACAUCCUGAAGGGCCCCAAUGUGCCCAUCUCCAUUGAAGUCAAUGCCACACAGUUCCUGGCCUUGGUCAAGGAGAAGUAUCCUGAGGCCACCCUGUCUCCAGGCUGGACCACGCUCUACGUGCCCCAGUUCCCGAACAGCACGUACACCCGAGCCAUGGUAGAGAAGAUGCAGGGGCUGGUAGGAGGGCUGUCGCAGAGGAUCACCUUCCCCGUGCGGGCUGUCAUGGUGCGGGCCGCCUGGCCCCACUUCAGCUGGCUGCUGGGUCAAUCAGACAGGUACAGCCUGACACUGUGGCAGGGCGCCUCAGACCCCCUGUCAGUGGAUGAUCUCCUCUACAUCCGGGACAACUGUGCCACCCACCAAAUCUACUAUGACCUCUUUGAGCCUGUCCUGUCUCAAUUCAAGCAGCUUGCAAUGAAUGCCACACGGACACGAAGCUACUACACAGGGGGAAGCCUGAUCCCUCUUCUCCAGCUUCCUGGGGGUGAUGGUCUGAGUGUAGAGUGGCAGGUUCCUGACAUCCGGGGCAACAGAACAGCAGCAACACUUCAACUCCCAGAAAAAGAAGGCAUGAUCCUGCUGAACGUUGGCCUCCAGAAGCCUGCAGACGGGGGCGCGGUGCCCAUUGUAAAUGCCUCCGGGAGCCCUGCUCUGCCGCUGGAGUCCAGCCUGCUGCAGCUCGCCGCACACCCCGGACGCUGGGGGGUUCAUCUGCACAUAGCGGAGCCCACCGCCCUGCGGCCAUCCCUGGCCGUGCUGGCCCACCUCUCGGACCUUGGUCACCUUUCUCGGCCUGUGUGGGUGGGGGCCACAGUCUCCCAUGGGAGCUUUGCGGUGCCUGGCCAUGUGGCCGGCACGGAGUUGCUUGCAGCUGUGGCUGAGGUCUUCCCCCACGUGACAGUGGCACCGGGCUGGCCCGAGAAGGUACUGGGCAGUGGCUACAGGGAACAGCUGCUCACAGAUAUGCUGGAGCUGUGCAGGGGCCUCUGGCAACCUGUGUCCUUCCAGCUGCAGGCUGGGCCGCUGGGCCAGAGCACGGCUGGAGUCGUGGCCAAGUUACUGGCAGCCUCGCCCAGGGCCACCGUCACCGUGGAGCACAGCCCUGCAGAGAGCAGCUACACAUCUGUGCGGACAGGGCUGCUGGCCGCCAGGGCUGUGGACAGGACCCGGGUCUACUACAGGCUGCCCCAGAGUGACCGCGAAGACUUGCUGGCAGAUGUUGGCAGAAACUGACCACCCAGUGGUGCUGGACAGGAGGACCCUGGGUCAGGUUCCAUGGG
Molossus molossus (Pallas's mastiff bat) is the source of this 1805-nucleotide messenger RNA. It is a transcript of the gene FAM151A, whose product is annotated as family with sequence similarity 151 member A. The transcript has 8 exons. Bases 1 to 1758 code for a protein of 585 amino acids. Lineage: Eukaryota; Metazoa; Chordata; Mammalia; Chiroptera; Molossidae. The record is from RefSeq and is a predicted model, not a curated record.